UAGUGAUGGUAGGCUAUGGAGUUGAAAGUGUAAAUAUUUUCUUAUUUUUGAGAAAUCUUGAAAUUUUUCUGGGCUUGAAAUUGAAUUCAUACAGUGCUGUGAUGUGUGAUGAGUGAUGUCUCACUUCAGCAAUGAAAUUUAGGACAUUGAUAUUUAUAUAUUCUUCAGUGUUUGAGUGAUAUUUCCAGUUAUUCGAGUGCUUAUCGUACUAGAAUAUGUUGUUGCAUGUGAAAUAUUAUUGAGAAUCGUAUGUAAUAGUAUAUUUAUAUUUGUUUGUUAUCACUGCUUAUCUUAUCACACCAGACCUAUUCUUAAAUCUUUGUGAUAUCAACAUCCAUCUGACUUUCAGUUCUUCAGUGUGAUUUAAAAAUGGAUACAUUGAAAUUUUACUUCGUAACUUGGAAUGUGGCAACUAGGUCACCUAACCAAGACCUUAAUUCACUUCUGGAUUUUCCAUCUCAGUUUAAUAAACAAAAGGUAUUGCCUGACUUUUAUGUUAUUGGGUUGCAAGAAGUAAAGUCUCAGCCACAGAAUAUGAUAAUGGAUAGUUUGUUUACUGACCAGUGGACAUCCAUGUUUAAUAAAAUUCUGUGUAGGCAAGGCUUUAUAAUUGCUAAAAGUAUCAGGCUCCAAGGAAUCAUUUUGUUAGUUUACACACAAAUGAAACAUAUAACUCAUCUGAGAGAUAUUGAGGCUCAGUAUACCAAAACUGGCUUGGGAGGAUUGUGGGGUAACAAAGGUGCAGUGAGUGUGAGGUUUAAUAUAUAUGGUUGUUCCAUCUGUCUUGUUAACUGUCAUUUGACAGCCCACGAACACCUUCUUGCAGACAGAAUAGCAGACUAUAAUACUAUAAUAAAGGACCACACAUAUCAUAUAAGUGAAACAUCUAAUAUACUGUAUCAUGACUACGUUUUCUGGAUUGGAGAUCUCAAUUUCCGCACUGACCACCCGUCCGGCAAGAGUCCAACUUCUGAAGAAAUUGUUGCAAAAUUAGAGAAGAUAGAAAAGGAUAAAUACACUUCGUUAUUGAAACAUGACCAACUGUUAGCUGUCAUGGAGAGCGGAGAGGCAUUCUCCGAGUUCUCGGAGGCUGAAAUAAAAUUUCCACCGACAUACAAGUUCCUAAUGAGCUCAGAUAAUUAUGACUUGAAAAGGAAGCCAUCUUGGACUGAUAGGAUAUUGUACAAAGUUAUUGAAAAUAAUUAUGAAAACGUCAAGUUGAAGGCGGAACUGAUAUCGUACAACCAUUUGCCACACUAUUUAGUCAGUGAUCACAAGCCGGUGAUUGGGCAAUUUAAUAUUAAGGUGUUUUCUAACUACACGGAGAAGACUGUAGAGUUCGCGCCGAUAUCUCGUAUCUGGUACAUCGGGGACGCUGACUUUAGAACGCAGUGCACCCUAUCUCCAGAUGUAGAGAUCAAUCCAAACGAUUGGAUUGGUAUUUAUGAUGCGAAUUUCUACAAUUUGGAGGACUACAUAGCGUAUGAGUAUCUCGCUAAAGUGAGCCUGCCACAGUCUUCUACGGAGCCGGGCCAGGCCAGGACAAUCACGUUGAGCUUCGCUGUGGGCAGCGGUGUGAGAACCCCGGGCUUCUAUCGGUUCAUAUACUUCAGCCAACCGAAUAAUGACGUGCGCAGUGUUUUAGGUAUAUCAGAGCCGUUCGAGGUAAGUAGCAAAGAGGACAAAAUGGUCACACUCGAUCCGUGUCUCGAGGCCUCGUGUAGCUCAUCGCCUGGUCGUUCCAAAGCUGCCACAGACGCGUUCACAGACUUCGCUGGUCUGGAUGUGUCCAAGUUGUCGCGCCACAUAUCGAAUGACCUGAGCAUCGACUGACUAAAGUGGUACCUGCCUGGCUCGCCAGCGAAACGGAAGGAUUGAGGGUAGUUGUAAAUUUAGCGUUAUUAGUAUCAACUGGUUGUAGAUAUUAUUUUUUAUUCAGUUUGCGACUAACCAACCCAUUAAAGGUCACAUUACGAUUUUAAUGACGUAUGGUCGAUGUUAUUUCUUUUUUUUCUUAAUUCUACAUGGUAUGUAAUUUCAGGAUUUUUAUUUAUUUAAGCUUAGACCUACAUCAUAGUCUGAACAAUAGGGGGUUAAUUAUAUAAAUUAAAUAUGUACCAUGAGCACCAUCUGAGAGUAUAUAGAGAAUAAGACAUACCAAGAUUUACGGACUAUACGUAUCUUGAUCGGUCGGCUCAGUUCGUGAGCGCUCGGACGGAACCCAAGAGAUCGCGGGUUCGAGUAUUGUAUUUUUCAUAAAUUUUGGUUACAAAUUCUAUUUGUAUAAAUCAUAGUCAAUAAAUUUUCGGAAGCGCAUGUAAUUAGUUCGUUAGUUUUUUGGUCAAGAUAAACCUUCCAUGUUUUAUUUGUUACUAAUUAUUUAAGUAUGUUUUUGAGGGCACUUAUUAUGAAAACUCGUUUUGUAAGACAUUUCGGAUGUGAAUUCGGAGCAGUUGGAAUUGAGCACUGGAACUGUCAGUCGGAUUAUGCGAUUAGCAUUAGGGCUCAAUUUCUUGUUAAUGUUGUUAUCAAUAGCCAUAUAUAAUAUUGUGUCUUCGAUAUCUAAGUUCUAAAGUAAAUAUGUGCAAAAAGGUGUGUGAGAGAUAAAGCGAUUCUAUCUGUAUUAAUAACUAGCCUAUGGAAAAAGGACUUGUAUUGGAUGCACAGUCACAUUGUCUCUUUCUAGAGAGGUUUCUCUUUCUACAUGAUGGUAUUGUUCAGUUUACUCCCUACAAUCUGAUGUGAUUUUGUUUUUCUUAAAUAGUCAUUCGUUAGCGUUAUCCAGUUGACUAGUUAUUUCUAUAAGUAUAAUAGACAUGAUUUUUCAAAGAAAUAGAUUUAAAACAGAGAUGUAAAACAUUCUCUGCUUGCGAUGACAUACAUAAUCGUAUAUCGACUAGUGUAGUGUGUCAUUUAUCGAUAAGCGCAUGUCAAUUUAUUUCAUUUAGGAAUCGAUUCAGAUAAUCGAUAAAUUCCAAUAACAUUAAUGCUUUACAUUAGUACUGUAAUAUUAAUUUGCUAGGACAUUCACUCUUAAAUUAACAUGACAUAUCGUAAGCAUAUUUACGAAGAUAAACUCCUAUUAAGGAUUUUUUAAAGAAUAAAUUUAAACUUUAGAGCUACGUGUGCGACUUAGAUAGAUGAUAUAGUGGUAAGUGUAGUUUUUCAUGUCGUCACAAAUAAUAUUUACGUCACAAGUUUGAAGUCGGUUUUCAACGGUUUUAUUAAACCGGGUUUAUGUAAUUAUAAAACACUUCAGCUAGCGACCAAACCAUGACAAAAAAGAUGAAUGCAUUGUACCUAUCCUUUGACUCUCAACAUAUUAUGCUCAAUAUGAAAUACCUUUGGUUUUAAUAUUAAUAAUUAUAAUAUUGACACACUUUUACACAAAUUAUCAUGCCCCAAACUAGGCAUAGGGUAUGGGUACAAGACAAUGAUAUAUACAAUAUAAUUUACAUAGUUACAUAAUAUAAACAUCCAUGACUUUGAAACAAACAUCUUUAUUCAUCAAGUAAAUUAAGAGUAUUAAGAGCCAUAAGUUCAUAAUUCAUUAGAAUAUGUCGAGAUUAUAUUUAUGCAAAAGAAAGAAAAGUCACGGUAGUGCAAUUCUAUAAAUGUAAAUUUGUUGAUAAAUCCGUAUGUAUAAGGUGUAUGUGGGUUGGAAUUUAUAUAUAAUAUCUUUAAGGUAAGAGCUUGUCUCUAGCAUAUUGUUGUAGCUGUCAGUGUUAUGAAAGAUAAUGAAACAAACUUAUAUAAUAUGAAUUUAAUAAUUUAAUUUUAUAUAAUAUAAUUUGAAUUUCAGACACGUCGUUUAUAUUGUUUUUUUUUAGGAAUUAUUAUGUAAUGUUUGGUACUGAAUCAAUAAUAAUAUGAUAACUGUAGUAUAGUAUAUAAAAAAUUAUCUUACCGUGAGUGGCUUUGGCGUAAUUUGACGUUUUUAGAUAAGAUAUUCAAAUCAAAUCAAAAUAGUUUAUUCACGUAGGUCACGGAAAUGAUACUUAUGAAUAUCAAAAAAAAAUUCUUAUUGAAUCUACCGCUACUUCGUAAAGGGUUGAGCUAAUGAGAAGAAGUAGCAAGAAACUCAUUGCCACUCUUUUAUAUCAAGAUAUACAUUGAAUUUCAUCGAUUUACAAAUAAUUUCAAAUUACAAUAUUAUAAUACGUAAAAUGAUGCAACAGACACACUCAAACGUCAAAUAGUCAAUUUCUUACACGAGUAAGUAAAAAAAGUAAAUGUUAAUUAAUAUAAAAGUUAUUGAGUACAGUAGCUGCAUCAUCCACACACACCAUAAAUAAAUAAAGGUAUUGUGUGAGCAUUUUAUAAGCGAUUAUAAAUAAAUAAUAUAUAAUAUUCUAUAUUAUCUCUUAUGUUAGCAUCAACCAGAGUUGUACAAAUUAUAUAUAAAAAUUAUAAUAAAAAUGAAAAUGGAGAAUAUAUAAACCAAUUUUAAAUAUCUGAAUUUAUCGGCUUUUAUCUGUGGUAGUUUUUAGCCUGUGAUAUAGUAUACAUAUUUAUUACUUAUUAUUUAACCGUAGUGCAAAUUGUAGAUGCCUAAUGUAAUAUAAUGUGAGUUAUAUUGCGUAGGAUUCCAAUAUUAUUGUAAUUACACAAUUAUAUAAUAUAUCAUUUCAUAUUAUUCCGUUUGUUACGGAGGAGCAAGUAUUUAGGUAGCAACUUGCCAUGAUAUCUUUGUGAUGAUUUAGUACAAUUGUUCUAACAGCUUAAGUACAUAUAGUACACAUACUUUGUGUUAUAAUUAGUAAGUUAGGCCCGAUUUCAUCAAUGAGUCUCACUUCAAACUGAGUUUAAUAAAACUCCGUUUUACGUAAACGAGUUCAAAUGCCACACUUGAUAUUUCAUUAAACAAAGUGAUUUCACCAAUACCUUUUGAGCGUGUUGACGUAAAGUGGGUUUACAGGUCAUAAACAACAGUGCAAAUACCUGUCAAAACUGUCAUUGAUAAGUAUGUAACAAAAUCAACAUUGUUAUAAGUCAAUGUUUAUAUUACGAUUACGAUAGUGACAGCUCUUGAACGCGAUCAAAUAUGCUGAAAGUCCAAAAUUCGGCGGUCAGCAUUUAAACGCGUUUAGGCUAUAACUGCGUUUAGUUUGUGUUGGUGAAAACAGAAUUGAAUCUGUAAAAUCGCUUACAGGCGUAAGCUUUGUUCAAAGUGCUCUAAUCGCGUUCUAAUUCAAUGGUGAAAUCGGGCUUAGUAUUGCAUUCACUACAUACCCCUUACAGACAAUAUUGGCAGUGAAGUAAGGCGAGAUUUUAAAAUGAAUUUUGUUGAUUUUCAAUUAAAAUAGAAAAUUUUUAUUGCUUUAUUUUGUUAUGGUAUUAUAAUAUAAUGUUAAUGUUGAAGGUUCUGUUGUGUUGGGUUUCGUUACUUAAAAGUAUAAUGUAUAAAAGUUUUUUUGAGCUUUUUUCUCAUGCUAGCUGUAAGUAUAACAUGAAUUGUUUUAAAAUAUGUUUGCCAAAAUGAGAUAUUGUAAUGAAUUAACUGAAAUGUUAAAUUGAAUUCAUUUUGUCCGGGAUGUGGGUCCAUUAUGUUUAACACGGGUAUUUAAAUAUUAGAUCGAGUUAUAAUAUGUUGAUUAAAAUUUUAAAAUAAAUACUUAUUUUGCGAAUGGCUAAAAGCGGACAAACGAGACGUUUAGUCACUGUAAACUGUCAUGGCUGGAUCAACUGACAAUAUAGUUGUAAAAAAGUGUGUGUGUGUGUACUUAUGUAUGAACUCAAGAAGUUAUACUUCUUUGGCUUAACGAAGCAAAAAUCAUUAAAAUUAUUUAUUCCUCGUGCUAUUCUACGUUUUUAGAAAGAACAAUUUUUGUAAAAAUCUUGCAAAGAUGGCUUUGAAAUUAAUUAUUAAAUAAUGAAUACGCCUGUAUGGGCUUGAACCCUUUGCCUGUCCUAAUAAGGGACGAAGAAACCAAAAAAAAAAUAACGAAUGUCGCAAACGACAGAAAAUUUUAGGAACCUACUUCAAUCUACUUUUGUGUUACAGUGAUACGCGCAUCUUAAAAUUUCACUAUCAUCAUUUUCCGCGCAUAAAGAAGUGUAAUUUCAAAAUGAUUAAUCAAUUCUAUUUUACUUAGUAUUUUCUUUGAUUAACGCGUGUGUUAACAUUUAAAUAAAACACUUUUAAAAAGAUGAAAACGCAUGUAAAUGUAACUGUUUUAAAAUUAGUUUUUGCUUAAAUGUGCAAUCGAGUCCCACUGAAAACGUGCUCUGAAAAGGUCCCGAAAGGUCGGGUUAACUAAAAAAAUAACAAAAAUGUUAUUUAUACUCAAAAAUCAAUGGAAACCACAGAUACGAGUUUUAAUCCCUUAUAGAGUGUUUUAUUUCAAUGGUAUUGUAGUAAAUAAUUCAUCUGGAUUAAACAAUUUAAAUGAAGUUAUCACACAACUGCACUCUGCAGUUAAACUUUACCUCCAAUAUAUAUACAUCUACAAUACGAACAUACAUCCUUCUCGAAGACCGGUAGCGAUCUUGUGUCUCCGUCAUGCAAGAAAUCAUGGAACGAUCAGUGGACAACUGUCCACUAGAAGUCACGAGGAUCAAGUUGACUGUUUACACCAUUUCUUAACGUAAUGGACUUACAAAUUUUGAGACUGUAUUCACCUGAGCAAUGAAAUCUUUUUAUAAUAAAACUAUUGGGUUUAAAUAUCUUUGAAAAAUUACAUUUGCACUUUGGCUUAUUCGUGUAACGCGUUGGAUAUGAUUUAUGAAUUAUAAAAUACACCAUUCGAUAAGCUUUGAUUUGAUUUAAAUGAUUUGAUUUAGUUAGCGUUAAGUGUGAUUAACGCCCAAUUAAUAACGGCUUUCAAGAGAGCAUGGGCUGCGGUGAUAGCGGGUACGCUAUCACCGCAGCCCUAUAUAACCCGUAUAUAGUAGGGUACUACUAUCAGCUAGACCCUACGCAUGUUUGUCCUACUAUCAAAAGUAAUGUUGCUCAGGUGGGUACGUAGCCUUAAAGACUUGAUAAAAUAUUUUUAAUAAUCUAAUUCCGAUUGAGUUGACCACCGAUAUUUUAUUAUUUUUAUAAUGAAAAUAUUUUGUUUAUUCAUUCAUAGUGUGAUACAGUCGUGAAGUAAAACGAUUUUCGUCAUUGCCCUGUCAAUACGGGUAGGUCAAUGACCAAAAUUAUUUUUUCUUCGCGACCGUAUUUUAGUUGAAAAUAUAGAGAUCAUUUUUUGAUAUUGUAGCUUACUUCUUAAGAUAUUAUGUACAAGGCCUGCGGUUCGUGAAUUAUAUCUAGUGUUAGCAAAUUGUAAAGUCGUUUUCACGCGAAUUUUAUACUAAAACUUAAGUUUUAUUUCUUAAAAAAAUGUACCUGAACUGACGUGACUUAUAAUUUUUAUUACUUUUUUUUCCUGAAAAGCUUUGGUGGUUUUUAUUGCCUUGGCUUGUUUAGUUACCUGUGAUAAUAGUCCUUACAAACUUCCGCAUUGUUUGCCCAUCUUGCGACCUGUAUCAUAAAUUGUCAACAAAUCAUUUUAUUCAUAGCACGCCAAAAUGAUUAUUACUUCAAUAACUUUGGUUAUAGUACUGCACACUACAUUCUUAAUAGUGAAGGAAUUGAAUUUUCUUUACAAUGUAUCUAUGCAAUACUACAUUAUAUUGGAUUUUGUACAACAUACAAAUGUAGCCAUGUCGCUUCCCCGCAAAAAAUGAAAGCUAAUUUUUACAAGUUUUUUAGUUGUUUCUCAGUUAAAAGAUGGAAAUAAACAAGUUUUAACGUUCUAUGUUCAAUCGUUCUUAAGAAGUAGACUGCAGUCGCGCGUCGGACCUGAUAUUUUUUUAUAUAUAUACUUUUUUACUGUGGUACAAUAUUUGGCUGUUUUCUUUGAGUUGAGUAUGAGGUUUGGGGAUAUCUGGGGAUUUGAUUUAAAGCCAUAUAAGUUUUAUAAUUUGAAGCAUUAUACAAAAUGUUAUGGUUCUAUUAUUAUAAGUACAGUUAAUGGUAGGGGGGUUAUUUUAUAACUAUUUUUUUAUUUAGCUAGAUCAUUUAAAAUGUACGAUGAAAUAUAUUGAGUCAUUAUUGCAAACUUUGUUUACUACUGUUCUAUGAGGUGUUCAAAUCAUAGAUUUUGAAUAUACUAGCGUAUAUAUGACCUGCCCAAUAAUGCGUGGUUUAAUAUUAGAUUAUGGAUUGUUCUCCGCUGCGCUCCAACAAGAUACCUCAGGCGUAGUCGUUAAGUGCGGCAACUAAUACUAUAUAAUAGUAUCGAACAAUGUGUGAGGUUGAUGUGCCGCAUAGUCUGUUAAACUUGGCUAAUAAUUGAAACUAAAAUGCCGGGUUGCGUAGUAAAUAAAUACUACAAGAAAUAAGAAAGCCACUGGUAUCACAUAUCAGUAUUUUAUUAAUUUCAAUGUAAAAUAACACGAAGCGUAUGUUACAAAAUAAGACAGAUGCCAUUGAGUGUCAAGAUGCCUCUUACAAGCUUCUAAUAGUUCCCGUAAUAAAAAAGCUAUUGUUCUUAGGUAGUGCGGUAUCUAGUUGGGGCGCAGCGGAGACAAAUUUUCAAUAAGGGUUUAAUAUUUACUAAGGAGCAAAAAUCAAAAUCGGUUACAGUAACAAUAGAUUCGCUUACAUUUUCUAUCUUGUUUUAUGUCCGUUAGAGAUGUUCUUCUCUGUCGCAAGCCUUGUUCGUCUAUGCGCUAGAAUAUUGAAAGUCUCCACCAGUAGGAGGCUCCUUUGCACACGAAGCCGGCUAGAUUAUGGGUACCACAACGGCGGCUAUUUCUGCCGUAAAGCAGUAAUGUGUAAACAUUACUGUGUUUCGGUCUGAAGGGCGCCGUAGCUAGUGAAAUUACUGGUCAAAUGAGACUUAACAUCUUAUGUCUCAAGGUGACGAGCGCAAUUGUGGUGCCACUCAGAAUUUUUGGGUUUUUCAAGAAUCCUGAGCGGCACUGCAUUGUACUGGGUAGGGCGUAUCAAUUACAACCAGCUGAGCGACCUGCUCGUCUCGUCCCUUAUUUUCAUAAAAAAAGUAUAUGGUACCUACCAAAUUAUUAUUUUUAACGAUAAGUACGUGCGGUGUUGCGCUUGACAGCAGCUCCAUCCCUCGUACCACUAUAAACAGCGCGCGGUGAUAAGCGGUUCCCAUUAUAUAGGUUGCGAUUACUAAGCGACAGUUUUACGACACGUUUCUAAUAUUUAUCAGCUCUCGGCGAACAAACGAUAUUGUGUAAUUUAAUUCUGUUACUACAAGAACCUUAAGUUUUUUAAAAUUGUAAUUAACCCUUUUAGCAAUUCUCUUGCCAGUGAUUACAUCUCAUUCUUAAAUUUUCCAUUGAUAGUUUAGUCUGUGUUUCGUAAUGUAAACAUUAAUAGUUAUUUGUGCAAUUGUUGUGUAAUAAGGGGUAUUAUAACACGAAUGUGGGCUUAUCACAUGAGUGUUUUAAUACCUAACUAUCAACAGUUGCAUACAAGCCUUUAUCUACACUCAUAAUAUGAAUCUGCUUUAAAAGAUCCUGAAAAAGUUAGCUUACUGCUCACAUAAAAAAAGCCAGUCCUAGUAACCAUUACAUGAUCCAAACGAGUGUUGUAAUGUUGUGCUGAAUUUCAUUACAACACUUAUUUAUUUAUUAGGGCAUUGGGUGUUUUAAUGUUGGCAUUAAGCUAACAGUUUUCGGAUCUUUAAUAGAGGUUUUAAAGCAUGGAUGUAGAUAAAUGAAUUUUAUGUCUAGUUUGUAUGACCAUGCUUUUGUUGUUAGCAGUUACCAAUAAGAAAUUACCAAGGGACAAAUAGAAAAAUAUAUGUUGUAAAUGUGGUGGCCGCAUAUAAUUGCAACUAGUUAUACCGAAGGUCAGAAGGUAUCAUAGAGACGUUGCUUAUGUAUUUCUUUAAUUGAACGGUAAAACAUAAUUUGAAUAAGACUGCGAUUUGACAUUGGACAUGAUUCCAGUAUUAGAAUUGAUUGUCUGAAGUCCGCGUAAAUUGAGACCUGUUUUGUCCAUCAGUGUGAAAUUAAGUAGAAAAUAGUCAAUUCUUUUGUUACAACCGCUUCAAUUGUUUCUAACCUCAAGGAUUCUUACUCGAACCGAGAGUUUCCCGUUUAGCAUUGAGCAUGUACAAACUAGUCGGAGCUUAAUGUAAUUCGAAUGACUAAGAACUUUCUUGGAUUAUUAUUGUUUCAGUUGAAGAGGAAAAAGUCUUGGCAAUUUUCGAUGGCUUACAUUUAUGUUGAUUACUGAUGAGUCAGCGCAUCCUAGACAAUGAAUCACAGAAUAAUUUUACUAGGUUCUUAUUAAUCUAAUUAAAUAUUGGAUAUUUAAAAAAAAAAACAUAAAUUAUCUGUAAAUUGAAAACUUUUUAAAAACUUGCUGUGUUCUACAAACAAUAGUGAACCCAAAAAAAAUAUAGUUUACAGAAUUUUUGGUGCUUGUGCCACUCGGACUGAAGGUGGUUAGAAAUGAAAAGAAUCUAAUUAAUCAAUAUUAUAAGUUUACCGUUCGUCAAAUAGAUUCCUAAUGAUUACUCAUUGGUUGCGAAUGUAUGUGGCUGCUCUUCUAUGUUACUUAAAUAAAAUAUAUUUUGUUUACAUAA
This is a messenger RNA of Leptidea sinapis, 10553 nucleotides long. Its product is annotated as inositol polyphosphate 5-phosphatase K-like. The coding region runs from base 370 to 1833 and encodes 487 amino acids. The transcript has 9 exons. Gene Ontology annotation, molecular function: phosphatidylinositol-4,5-bisphosphate 5-phosphatase activity. Gene Ontology annotation, biological process: phosphatidylinositol dephosphorylation. Lineage: Eukaryota; Metazoa; Arthropoda; Insecta; Lepidoptera; Pieridae. Gene Ontology annotation, cellular component: cytoplasm; plasma membrane; ruffle. The record is from RefSeq and is a predicted model, not a curated record.